AUGCAUGCGGCAGCGGUGGCAGCAGAUGUGAUAUUGCUCCUCAGCAUGGGGUGGACAUCAGACUCUCUCUGCUCACCCACCAUUUUUUACAGAGACUGCUGGAUCCGUCGCUUCCCGGGGCUUCUGAUCAAUCUGGAGGAGUCUCAGAAGCUGGGAGCCCAGUUCUUGAAGUAUUAUUCUGAAAGCACUGGCCAGAAGUGCAGUAGGAGCUGCUGUCUUAGGAAGGAUGUUUCCUGUAACUUGGCUGUCUUCUUCCACGAUCCUAUUCACGACAAUGUCAACUGCCUCCAUGUUCACUGCCCGACGCUGGAGAGCUGCAUAUUAGAACCCGGAACCAGUGCCAUUUUGUACAACCUAACAGACGGUAUGGAUCCAGAUUUGCUGGUUUUUGGACAAUCACCUUCUACGUACCUAAAUACCCGCUCUUCAUCUGAUAGGUGGGACAGACUAAGGAUUCUAAAAGCUAUGAAUUUAGAUAAACAACAAACCACCGUGAUAAACCCCAUGAUGCCGUCAGUAGAGGCUCCAUCAUCAACCACGCAUCAAGAUUUGAUUGUAAAUACAAACAAUACCAGUUAUUCCAAGGAGUUAACCACAGAUUUUUGGACAAGAUUCACUUCCCUGAAUGACUCCGUUACCACAAAGGUAAAUAUGGUAUCGCCAAGUACUGAUUUCAUGAACAAUCCAGAUAACAAGACUAUUUCUCCUUUCUUUGUGCCCAUAGGCACAAAACUUUUUCAUAAGCCUAUCCCAUCCCAACUGAACAGUAGCAAACAGUUACUGAACAAAACCAAGGGGUACGACAGCAGAAACCACACGUCUGCGAAGGGAGACGAGACACCUGAUGGGGCACCUGUGACUGCAAAGGCCUGGCUCGUUCCGGCGGCCCUUUGUACCUCUAUCAUCUUGCUUUGCUGUUAUAUGGCCAUCCUUGCUUCUGGAUGCUGUCAAAAGCAGCAGGGCCAAUAUAAGCUAGGACAGAGAAAGUCAGGAUCCAGGCAAAUUAAAAAGUGUAACACUCUGAAGCAGAACUCUUAA
Messenger RNA from Propithecus coquereli (Coquerel's sifaka), 1038 nucleotides. It is a transcript of the gene MANSC4, whose product is annotated as MANSC domain containing 4. Bases 1 to 1038 code for a protein of 345 amino acids. The transcript has 3 exons. The record is from RefSeq and is a predicted model, not a curated record. NCBI's taxonomy places the organism in Eukaryota, Metazoa, Chordata, Mammalia, Primates, Indriidae.